Messenger RNA from Lampris incognitus (smalleye Pacific opah), 5343 nucleotides. RefSeq names its product high density lipoprotein binding protein a (gene hdlbpa). Bases 185 to 4006 code for a protein of 1273 amino acids. The record is from RefSeq and is a predicted model, not a curated record. Gene Ontology annotation, cellular component: nucleus; cytoplasm. Gene Ontology annotation, molecular function: mRNA binding. NCBI's taxonomy places the organism in Eukaryota, Metazoa, Chordata, Actinopteri, Lampriformes, Lampridae. The transcript is spliced from 28 exons.
CCCACCUUCUCCGCCAGUGAAAUUUCAUCACAGCUUCUGCACCUUUUGGGCAGACGAGAAAAACAAAAAUAAGCAAAAGCUGGCAGGCUGACGCGAACGGGCAGCUUUACAGGACGGAUUAUCUGGUAACUGACCAUUUAGCUGUGGCACACUCGGACUCUGUGUUAAACGUGGGAUUUCAACCAUGAGCUCAGUCGCUGUACUUACGCAGGAAAGGUUUAAUGAGCACCGCAGUGGGCUCUUGCCAGAGCAGAGUGGUGCUGCGGUGGCAGGACCCAGUGGUGCAGGGGAUGAAGAUUCUCUCCCUACCUACAAAGAUGCCUUCCCCCCUCUGCCCGAGAAGGCAGCUUCACCCGAGGGAACGCAGGACUCGUCCAAUGCCUGGACAUCCAAGAUCCGUCCUCUCAAGUCUUCUAUUAUUACCCAGGUUUUCCAUGUGCCACUGGAAGAGCGCAAGUACAAGGACAUCAACCAGUUUGGUGAAGGAGACCAAGCAAAGGUCUGUGUGGAUAUCAUGCAUAAGACUGGAGCCCACCUGGAACUCUCCAUGGCUAAAGAUCAGGGCCUUUCAAUCAUGGUGUCUGGAAAGCUGGAUGCUGUGAUGAAAGCCCGCAAGGAGAUUGUGUCCCGACUGCAGACUCAGGCUUCAGCCACUGUCGCCAUCCCCAAGGAGCACCAUCGUUUUGUCAUUGGCAAAAAUGGGGAGAAGCUUCAGGAGCUAGAGCUCAAGACUGCCACCAAAAUCCAGAUCCCACGACCUGAUGAUGCCAGCAACCAGAUUAAGAUAUCUGGUACCAAGGAGGGCCUGGAGAAGGCAAAGCAUGAGAUCCUGUUGAUCUCUGCUGAGCAGGACAAACGUGCUGUGGAGAGAGUGAACAUUGACAAAGUGUACCACCCAUUCAUCACCGGUGCCUACAACAAGCUGGUUGGCGAGAUGAUGCAGGAGACUGGUGCCCGCAUUAACGUCCCUCCUCCCAGUGUGAACAAGACUGAGAUUGUCAUCACAGGGGAAAAGGAGCAGGUGGCCCUUGCUGUGGCUUUGAUCAAGAAAGUUUAUGAAGAAAAGAAAAAGAAUGCCACCACCAUUGCAGUAGAGGUUAAGAAGUCUCAGCACAAGUAUGUGAUUGGCCCAAAGGGAAACACCCUGCAAGAAAUCCUGGAGAGAACUGGUGUCUCGGUCGAGAUCCCACCCUCUGAUAGCAGCUCAGAAACUGUCAUCCUCCGUGGGGAGCCAGACCGGCUGGGUCAGGCCCUCACUGAAGUUUACGCCAAGGCCAACAGCUAUACUGUGUCCUCGGUCUCAGCUCCUUCCUGGCUUCAUCGGUUCAUUAUUGGCAAGAAGGGGCAGAACUUGGCCAAGAUUACCCAACAAAUGCCGAAGGUGCACAUCGAGUUCACUGAGGGAGAGGAUAAGAUCACCUUGGAAGGUCCUACCAAAGACUUGCAGAUGGUGCAGAGCCAGAUUGAAGCCAUUGUUACAGAUCUGGUAAAUCGUAUGGAUUAUGCAGAAAUUAGUGUGGAUCCCAAAUUCCACAGACACCUUAUUGGGAAAGGUGGUGUUAACAUCAACCGCAUCAAGGAGCUGCACAAGGUGACUGUCCGCAUACCCCCUGACAAUGAGAAAAGCAACCUCAUCCGCAUUGAGGGGGAUCCACAGGGUGUGCAGGAAGCCAAGAAGGAGCUGCUCGAGCUUGCAUCACGCAUGGAGAAUGAGCGUACAAAGGACCUGAUCAUUGAACAGCGUUUUCACAGAGCCAUCAUCGGGCAAAAAGGAGAGAAGAUAAAAGAAGUGCGUGACAAAUUUCCUGAGGUCAUCAUCAACUUCCCUGACCCAGCACAAAAAAGUGACAUUGUUCAGCUUCGUGGACCACGCACCGAAGUGGAGAAAUGCUCAAAGUUUAUGCAGAAGAUAGUGGCUGAAAUGGUGGAGAACAGCUUUUCAGUCUCAGUUCCAAUCUUCAAGCAGUUUCACAAGAACAUAAUUGGAAAAGGAGGCGCAAAUAUCAAGAAAAUUAGGGAGGAAACUAACACCAAAAUUGAUCUGCCUGCUGAGAAUAGUAAUUCCGAGAUGAUUGUCAUCACCGGCAAGAAGAUAAACUGUGAGGCUGCGAGAAGCCGCAUUUUGGCAAUUCAGAAGGAGCUGGCAAAUAUCACAGAGAUGGAGGUGUCCAUUCCCUCUAAGCUCCACAACUCUUUAAUUGGUUCAAAGGGUCGCCUUGUGCGCUCCAUCAUGGAGGAGUGUGGUGGUGUGCACAUCCACUUCCCCACUGAAGGCUCUGGUAUUGAUAAGGUUACAAUCCGAGGCCCUGCCGAGGAGGUGGAAAAAGCUAAGCAGCAACUGCUUGCCUUGGCCGAGGAGAAGCAAAUAAAGAGUCAUACCGCUGAACUGCGUGCCAAGCCAGAGUACCACAAGUUCCUCAUUGGGAAGGGUGGUGGAAACAUUCGUAAAGUGCGUGAUAGCACUGGUGCCAGGAUCAUCUUCCCCACUGCUGAGGACCAAGACCAGGAGUUGAUCACUGUGGUUGGCACAGAAGAGGCAGUGCGUGAGGCCCAGAAGGAGCUGGAGGAACUUAUAAAGAGUUUGGAUAAUGUCGUUGAGGAUCUAAUGAAUGUUGAUCCCAAGCACCAUCGCUACUUUGUGGCUCGCCGUGGCCAAGUCCUCAGAGACAUUGCUGAUGAGUAUGGUGGUGUGAUGGUGAGCUUCCCCCGCACUGGUUCUCAGAGCGACAAGGUCACACUCAAGGGAGCCAAAGAGUGUGUUGAGGCAGCCAAAAAACGUAUGCAGGAGAUUGUUGAGGAUUUGGAUGCUCAAGUGACCAUUGAGUGUGUCAUUGCUCAGAAGUUCCACCGUUCCAUUAUGGGUCCGAAGGGCUCACGCAUUCAGCAGAUCACCAGAGAUCACAAUGUGCAAAUCAAGUUCCCUGAACGUGAGGACACCCAAGCUGCUCCCCCGGCAGAGCCUCCUGUACAGGAGAAUGGAGAACCCAAUGGAGAAGUGAAGGAACCUGUGGAUGCGACUGCACCUAAGAAGUGUGACGUGAUUGUGCUGUCUGGUCGCAAGGAGCGCUGUGAGGCUGCCGUGGAGGCAUUGAAGGCCUUGGUUCCUCUCACUAUUGACGUAGAAGUGCCUUUUGAGCUUCAUCGUUACAUCAUUGGACAGAAAGGAACUGGAAUUCGUAAGAUGAUGGAUGAAUUUGAGGUUAAUAUUCAAGUGCCUGCUCCUGAGCUGCAGUCAGAUAUAAUCUCCAUCACUGGCUUGGCCAAUCACCUUGACCGCGCCAGAGAAGGUCUCCUGGAGCGCGUCAAAGAGCUGCAGGCUGAGCAAGAGGAUCGGGCACUCAGGAGCUUCAAGUUGACCAUCACUGUGGAUCCCAAGUAUCACCCUAAGAUCAUUGGCCGCAAAGGUGCCAUUAUCACCAACAUCCGCACUGAACAUGACGUUAACAUCCAGUUUCCUGAGAAGAAUGAUGAGAACCAGGAUCAGAUCACCAUUACUGGGUAUGAGCACAAAGCCCUAGCUGCACGGGGUGCAAUCCAGGCUCUUGUGGAUGAGCUGGAGGAGAUGAUCUCUGAGGAAAUCACCCUGGACAGCAGGGUCCAUGCUCGCAUUAUUGGAGCCCGUGGCAAGGGCAUUCGUAAGAUCAUGGAUGAAUUCAAGGUUGAUCUCAGGUUCCCCCAGAGUGGCGCUGCAGACCCAAACCUUGUGAUUGUCACCGGUCGUCCCGAGCUUGUGGAUGAAGCCAUUGACCAUCUCCUUAACCUGGAAGAGGAAUAUAUGGCAGAUGUUGUUGAGAGCGAGGCAAAGAUGGCUUUCAUGAGGCCUUCUGGAAGUAGUGCUUCUGCCUUGGAUGAGCCACGUGGCCCAUCAAAAGGGUUUGUGGUGAGGGAGGCUCCCUGGACCACUGGCAGUGAGAAGGCCCCAGAUAUGAGCAGUUCUGAAGACUUCCCCAGCUUUGGUGCUCCAGUAGCAACAAAGGCAUCCCCUUGGGGACCCAAGCGCUUCUAAGCUGUGCUGCUACAAACGGGCCUCAACUCAACCUGACACAAUCUUCCCCAUCAUUGUUACCCCGUUGACCUGGACUGACCGCUGACCCCAAGUACUCAGUUCUGAGAAUGUCUUGCCUCUCUCUCUACUUAUCCUGGUCUGCCUUUGCAGAUUCAUCAAAGUAUGAAGUGCUUUUGGAAACUGUAUUUGACCUGUGAGCUUUGUAUCUUUAUUCAUCAAUACUGUCUUCUGCAAAAAACAAGGUAUUGUGAGAUGUUGCGGUUUAGUCUAUACAGUCAGAGACCCAAGUUUAAAUGUUGCUAGACCUAACAUUUCAUUGUGGUUUGAAUUGUUAUACCAAAUUCAAAAGGUGGCCAGAGAACUUCGCACAGUUUCUUAAAUUUACUGAGCUGCCCUCCUUAGUUGCCUUUGCAGGGUGGGGCAAAGGGGUGAAACUAUUGCUGAUGACAUGUUCAAACAUGAUGACCUGUGUGGUAGCCAGCUGUUUCAGUAACCCUCUCCCCUCCUGCUUCUCUCAUGUAGCUGAGUAAAAUUUGCCAGUUGUUAGCCUUGAAGCACAUCUUAUUGAUCAUCUCCUGCCACAUUCAUUUUCCAUUUGCUUGCAACUGUGCUUCUGUGAAUAUGGUCAAGUAGUGGCAUGUACCUUGCAGCCUUAUGAAUUGGUAAAAUUAAAUUGAAAAGGCCUCAGCCACUGCAGAAUGGCAAAUGCUCAAACUGCCAGAUGCUUUGGAGAUCAUGCCGGACCUGUACAGUUUCUUAUAACACUAGACUCAGAGCUCCAAUGUAUCCAACCUCACACUAACUGUUGAGCCUUUUCCACGCUUUUUGACACGUUACCUAGCCAUCUGAUCAUGUUUGAGCAAAAGAGCAGACCACCCUGUGCCAGUUAUCUGUCUAGUGAUGUCCUGUGUUACUCAUCCUUGGUAUUGGGUCAGUGUCCAGUCCCUUUUGUCUUCCAGUUGCUAUGCAGAUUGUUCUGUUUCAACAUAGCAAUGGCCCUUUUUAUCAGCCUUAUUGCUAGAAUGAUACAAACCAGGUAAGGUGAUGUCACAGUGCAUUUUUCCCCCCUUUGGAGAAAACUGGAAGGCAUUAAUAUCGUUUCCUUAAAAGCUUUUGGAACUUUUGCCCCAGUUGCAGUUUGUUUCGUUCUCCGAAUGUCUCACUUUUGCUUGAGUGCAGAUUUAGCAUGCUAGCUGCUAUUUCAAGAUCUAGCGUCAGCUUACCAUGGUUUUGAUCAUUCUAGCCUUGUAUGAAAGAUUAUGCAAAUACCAUAGAGAACGAUUAUGGAUGACACUGGAAAAGAAAUUGUCCAAAAAGUCAAUAAAAAUUGAAAACAA